Messenger RNA from Staurois parvus, 321 nucleotides. The record is from the annotation of a GenBank genome assembly. NCBI's taxonomy places the organism in Eukaryota, Metazoa, Chordata, Amphibia, Anura, Ranidae.
AUGACGGGGAACAGCGGCAGUGACCCGAGGAGGCCGGGGAAGGUACAGAGGUAUAAACCUCCCACCACAGACAGCUCCCCCACCCUGGAUGACCCAACCCCAGACUAUAUGAACCUCCUGGGCAUGAUCUUUAGUAUGUGUGGCCUGAUGCUGAAGUUGAAGUGGUGUGCGUGGAUUGCCGUAUAUUGCUCCUUUAUCAGCUUUGCAAACUCUCGCAGCUCCGAAGACACCAAGCAAAUGAUGAGCAGCUUUAUGUUGUCCAUCUCAGCAGUGGUCAUGUCCUACCUACAGAACCCGCAGCCCAUGUCUCCUCCGUGGUAA